UACCAAUAAGUGCUACUCCAUAUAUCCAUCGACCUCUGUCACAUAAAACAUAUUCUAAGAAAUAAAUGUUAUAUCACGUUUACCUAUUUCUAUGUUCAUUCACACUUAGUAACUGAAAGGUGGCUUUUAAUAAUUAAAUGAACGAAUAUCUUUAAUUUGGAAAAUGUUAACAUGUAUGUAUUGGUUGACCACCAUGACGUUUAUUUCCAUGGCGACCAACAGACACAACCAAUUGCAAUCUAGAUUCAUCACAGGAGUUGCAGCUACAUUCAAUUAUAUGAGUUUAGUGCAAUGUAGACAAUGUGAACAACUCAGCCAUUACAUGAAGAGGUUCCAAGACGGCACAACAAAGUGUGUACCAUGUACAAAAUGCCCAAGAGGACAAUGUAUUGCAAGUCAUUGCGUUGGAUUCAAAGACAAUGUGUGUAGGCAACCUGAUCAAAAUGAAUAUAUACAUGGACACGAUUGUACGCUCUGCAGUGAAUGUGGUACCAAGCGAACGACAGUGCGUAACUGUUCUAAGCAUUUUGACACGCAAUGUGGCGAUUGCGUUCCUGGUUUCAAAUGGGACUCUCUUCUUUUUGAUUGCGUCGAUGCGCCAU
Molecule: messenger RNA, 602 nt
Organism: Owenia fusiformis
Lineage: Eukaryota; Metazoa; Annelida; Polychaeta; Sabellida; Oweniidae
Source: the annotation of a GenBank genome assembly